Microplitis mediator is the source of this 2280-nucleotide messenger RNA. Its product is annotated as serine protease inhibitor 3/4-like. The transcript is spliced from 8 exons. The coding region runs from base 40 to 1263 and encodes 407 amino acids. Gene Ontology annotation, molecular function: serine-type endopeptidase inhibitor activity. The record is from RefSeq and is a predicted model, not a curated record. Lineage: Eukaryota; Metazoa; Arthropoda; Insecta; Hymenoptera; Braconidae.
AUUUAUUUGAGAGUAAUUAAGUCUAAGACGAUUCGUAAAAUGAAAGUAUUCAUUUUUUUAAUAAUUUUAAUUGUUUCGAUAAUUCAGUCAUCAAAUAGUGAGUCUGAAGAAUGUGAAUGGGAAAUUUGUUGUUGUGAGUGGAUAACAGACUGCGAUGAUAAUGGAGAAAAUACUACAACUGUUUCACUUACGGACGAUGAAAAAAUGCAGGCAAUUCGUAUGAUUUCAUCCAGUAUUCGGAACUUUACCUUAGAUCUACAAAGGACUAGAAGAAAAACAUGUAUCCCGAAAUUUAUCACAUCGCCAUUGAGUGCAGCAAUGGUACUUAUGAUGGCAGCUUAUGGUGCGACUGAUGAAAAUGCCAAGAAAAUGAAUUCCAUGUUAUAUUUCGAUACUAAUGAUAGGAUGUACAAAACAGGCAUAUAUUCUCUGAUUAAUAUGGUUAAUGCACUAAAUCCAAGUGAAUUUGAAUUGGCAAAUAAAAUAUACGCUGGAAAAAAUCAAAACAUCAAUCCAGAUUUUAAAAGCUUAGUAAGUGAAUCGUUCGAAUUGUCAAUUGAAAAUGUUGAUUUUGGACUUUCUGAAAAUACAGCAAAGAAAAUAGAUAAUUGGCGUGCAGAUAAAAGUCAUCAGCGUAUUACAAAUGUUAUUAAGCCUGAUGAAAUUAGUGCCGAUACUGAAUUUUUAUUCACUAAUUCAUUCCAUUUUUCGGCAGUAUGGAAAGAACCCUUUAAUGAAGCAAAUACUAAACUAAUGAAGUUUAAUACCAGUGAUGGAAAAACCAUAGAAAAACCGAUUAUGUACAGAGACAUGGCGGUAGCUAAUAUUACACCCGGAGGUCAGAAAGUUUACGUAUUAGAGCUCCAGAAGAUGGAUUCCAAUGAUUAUAAAUACGAAGUCCUUCUAUUUUGUCCUCCCCAUAUUCAUCAUGAUGAGUUCAAGAAUUCAGUAGCUGUGCCUAAAUUCAGAAUUGAGAUUACAAUGAAUUUGGCGGAUAUGCUUAAUCAAUCAGAAACUUAUUUUUCUGGUAUUUCCAAACAAAGCUCUGGGCUAAGAAUGAACAAAGUAGAUCAAAAAUUUACAUUAGAAAUUAACGAAUUGGGUAUUGAGGCUGCAGUUUAUAGUGAAGCUUCUUUCACCAGCAAAACAGAAUAUAGUGCUCCACCAUCAAAACAAGAUCCUAUUUUAAAUGAAUACGCGAUCGGCAUUGUGAUUUCUUAUGCUGACACUGAUAUUUUAUCUGCACAUUUUGCUGGAUAUUAAUUUUCAAACAGUUUAGAAAUUCUUUCAAAACUUUGACUCAUUCAGUUCCUUAUCAUCAUCUGUUAAAUGUUUUUAUGAAUAAAGAAAUUUACUAUAAUAAGUUUAUAUUCAGUAUGAAAGAAGAUUUCAAUUUAAAGAAUAAUUGGUGAAACACUUGGCACUAAAAAAUAAGUUAUCCUAAGCAACUUAAAGAUUCUGUGAAAAUGAAAUUUCCCGAUGAAAAAAGAUUUUGUCUAAUCAUAUAUGAUUAUAUAUGUUCAUAUAUAAUUAUAUAUAAUCAUAUAUGAAGUUAUAUAUAAUCAUGCAUGAUUAUAUAUGAAGUCAUAUAUAAUUAUAUAUGACCCCGGUUACCUGACCGUUGAUCCAAAGACGAUUGAUCCUCGACAUUUGAUCCUCGACAAUUGAUCCUUGCGACGAUUGAUCCGCCGACAAAAUAUACUCACAAACAUAUAAAUGUGAAAAAUUACGCCCUUUUUUCACUAAUUUUGUGUGCGUGUAACAUAAAAAAUAUACUCACACACAAAUUUUUCACAUUCAUAUGUGUGUGAGUAUAUUUUAUCGGCGGAUCAAUCGUCGCAAGGAUCAAUUGUCGGAGACCAAUUGUCGGGGAUCAGUUGUCUUUGGGUCAUCGGUCGUGUCACCAUGACCCCAUACAUAAUUAGAUCUGAUCGUACCUGGCUGUAAUAAGCCCAUAUAUAAGUCUACAUAUGAUUAGAUCUGAUUAUAUAUAAGUCUAUAUAUAAUUAGAUCUGAUCCACGCCAAAUCGACCACUUUUGAACCCGACCUCUUUAGAUUUGGCAGAAAUUUUUUUCUCUUUUUUUGCCCCACCAAAAACGUUUCUCAUAAUUUUUUCAAAUUUUUUAACCCAACCAAAAAAAAGUUAUGAAUUUUUGAAAAAAAUGGCUUUUUUAUUUUAAAUAGCUAUAACUUUUUCAAAAUUUAACUGAUUGGGACGUUUUUUUUUCAAAAUUUUUAUUUUUAAAUGUGCUUUUCGAAAAAAAAUACAAAAAAAUUAU